Platichthys flesus (European flounder) is the source of this 2405-nucleotide messenger RNA. Its product is annotated as targeting protein for Xklp2-like. Bases 111 to 2264 code for a protein of 717 amino acids. Gene Ontology annotation, biological process: regulation of mitotic spindle organization; activation of protein kinase activity. Lineage: Eukaryota; Metazoa; Chordata; Actinopteri; Pleuronectiformes; Pleuronectidae. Gene Ontology annotation, cellular component: microtubule; spindle. The transcript has 16 exons. The record is from RefSeq and is a predicted model, not a curated record.
CAGGACGUCAGUUAUUGGUCAGUUUCAAUUUAAAAGCUAACGUUACAUCCCUCCGCGCAGUGCUCCAAGUCCGAUCGUACAGAAAAAAGAGUGACGGUUCGUCUUGAAUAAUGGCGGAACUCGACUGUGGCUCCUCUGAACGAUACGAGUUCGAUGCUCCCUCCCACGUCGUCGACUUGAAGGAGUUGGAGAAUAACGACAGUGAUGAUCAGUGGUUCGAACAACAGGUCGGGGGCCUUACUACACCUUUAAGACCUGACUGGUCCUUUAUAAGAAGCAAUACACCCAACCUGCCCAAAGCCAUUGUGAUUCCUCUAGUCAAGACUGAUGUAGACAGUGGGGAAUCCAUGUGGAUGAUUAAUGUUCCAGGUCCUGGCACAUCUACAUCUCCACCUCCAAACCUUGUCACAUCCUGGGGAGCUGAAACUGCGACUCAGGCUAAUGGCCGACCAAAGAGGAGGACAGCGAAUCAACCCCCUGCCCAGCCAAUCAGAAUUUCAAAACGUAAAGUGACAACAACCGGUUCAGCUCCUACACAGUCGGCUGCACCACCAUCAAAGAAAUCCAAACCGAGUCCUGUUGCCAGACCAGCUCGAAAAUCCAGUAGUGUCCUCCGCAGAAAUGGACAAAAAAAUUGCAGGACUGCACCUAAGACUGGGAAGACAGAGCUGUGCAGCUCUGAAGAACAGGAGAUGGAGCGAAUCAGGAUCCUCCAGAAGGAAGUAGCUCUGCACCGCAGACAGAACGAGGCCAGCUACAAAGCUGCGCUGGCUGGCAAUCCACCCCUGAAGAAGGUGGCCCUGUCCACGACUGUGCCUAAAGAAUUCAAUUUCACAACAGACAACCGCAUUAAGGCGACUACUUCAUCCAGUACAGCAGAUAAAGAAGUGGACUUCAUCAGUCAGCUUCGCAAACCUUCCUCCCCAGCAAAGGCCAUGAAAGGUGCCACUAUACCCAAACCCUUCAACCUGUCGACGGGCAACAAGAGAAAGGUAGAGGGGUCAGGUGCCUAUGUGCCCAUGGCGCAGCAGAUUGAGCAGUACCAAAAACGAACCCCUGACCGCUACCAUCUGCGUAGUCGCCAGAGUCAAGAGAGGGGGCCACAUCCAGUAAAGGGCGACCAACUGAAGCUCACCCAACCUCAUACCCCACACCUGAUAACCCGCCAGAGGAGCCGGCCCACUACUUUGAAGAGUAGUGCUGAGUUGGAGGCUGAAGAGGUGGACCAACUUCACAAGUUUAAAUUCAAGGCUCUGGAGCUAAACAAGAAACUUCUGGAAGGUGCAGAGCAUUUGAAGAAGCCAGCCGUGAAGGAACCCACAGUACCGGAAGGCUUCGAGCUGCAGAUUGAAAAAAGGCUCCAGGAGAGACAGAUUUCCAAGAAUCCUGAGGAAGAAGAGAGGCCACAUACCUUUAAAUCCCAGCCUCUGCCCAAGAGGAUCCUGGAAGGAGUCGUGGGAGUGCCAGAAAGGAAAGUUCUGCAUCCAACUGUUCCAGAGUCUCCAGCUUUUGCUCUGAAGAAGAGGGUUCGUGUUGAUCGCAAGGUCGAGGAAGUAAAACAGCCGUCACCAAUCAAGGCCCCCCCAGUGCCUCACUUUGGCCUCCCCUUCCAGCCGCGGCUCCCAGAGCACCACCAUGUGGAGGUCUGUCCUUUUUCCUUUGACGAGAGGGAGCGAGAGAGGAGGGCAAUGAAAGAAAAGAGGCUGGAGGAGAAGAGUAAUGAAGAGGUUCCCCAGUUCAAGGCCCAGCCGCUGCCAGACUUUGAGUCUGUGCAUCUCCCUGAAAAGAAGAAGUUGGAGGCCACAAAGCCGGAGCCCUUCAGACUUCUCCUGGAUGAACGUGGUUCUGUGAAGAACAGUCGCUGGGAGUUGAUGGUGAAAGAAGAGCAGAAGCAACAGGAGGAAGCAGCAACAUUCAAAGCCAGGCCCAACACCGUCAUUCAUAAAGAACCUUUCCAGCCCAAAAAGCCAGAGCGAGCUGCAGCAGCUGUGGAGAAAUUUGAGCUGUCGACAGAGCGACGCGCCCGGGAGCGCCAGGAGUACGAGAGACUGGUCAGCGAGAAGGAGGCUCUCAGGGAGCUCAUGGAGGAGGAGCAGAGACGAGAGGAGGAGCAGAGACAAAAAGAGGAGAUCACCAGCCUGCGGCAAGAACAGGUUCACAAGGCUCAGCCCGUCAAACACUUCAAACCUCUUCUGGUUAAGAAGAGUGACGUUCCUCUCACGGUCCCACACAGUCCAAACUUCUCUGAUCGCUUCCGCCUGUGAUCCAGUGUCUAGAUUGUAUAUUUGAAACAAUCAAAGCUUGAUGUAUUUUCUGGAGCUUUAUAUUUCAAUGAAGUAUUUACAUUUUAAUGCUGUGUUUUACACUUUACUUUUCUCUUAAUAAAGUUGAUGAAUCAAUCAUGA